Abrus precatorius (Indian licorice) is the source of this 1127-nucleotide messenger RNA. RefSeq names its product chlorophyll a-b binding protein 13, chloroplastic. The transcript is spliced from 3 exons. The record is from RefSeq and is a predicted model, not a curated record. NCBI's taxonomy places the organism in Eukaryota, Viridiplantae, Streptophyta, Magnoliopsida, Fabales, Fabaceae. Gene Ontology annotation, biological process: response to light stimulus; photosynthesis, light harvesting in photosystem I. Bases 168 to 977 code for a protein of 269 amino acids. Gene Ontology annotation, cellular component: chloroplast thylakoid membrane; chloroplast envelope; plastoglobule.
ACACCAUCCCCACCACCAACUUUCACUUGGGUUUUCUAACCACACAUUCCUCUGAUGCUCUUUCAUUACAUAUUAUUGUUACACUCACCCUUUCUGACACAUUUCUAUAGAACCAAUUGUUAGCUUCUUUUUUUGAAAGUGAAGAAGCACCUGAAAGCUUGGAAAUCAUGGCAGCAACGUUGAUGGCAGCCACAGCAAGCUCUGGCACUGUUAUCAAACAAAGUCCUUUCCUUGGCCAAGGAAAGGGCAACAAUGCCAACCCUCUUAGGGAUGUUGUAGCCAUGGGAACUGGGAAAUACACCAUGAGCAAUGAAUUAUGGUAUGGACCUGACAGAGUGAAAUACUUGGGACCCUUUUCAGCUCAGACCCCUUCGUACUUGAAGGGAGAAUUCCCAGGUGAUUAUGGAUGGGACACUGCUGGUUUAUCUGCUGACCCAGAAGCUUUUGCCAGGAACAGGGCUCUUGAGGUGAUCCAUGGGCGUUGGGCUAUGCUUGGAGCACUAGGAUGCAUCACCCCAGAAGUGCUAGAGAAGUGGGUUAGAGUGGACUUCAAAGAGCCAGUGUGGUUCAAAGCAGGAGCUCAAAUAUUCUCAGAAGGAGGGCUUGACUAUUUGGGUAACCCAAACCUUGUUCAUGCACAAAGUAUCUUGGCAGUGUUAGGCUUCCAAGUUGUUCUUAUGGGUCUUGUUGAAGGGUACCGCAUCAAUGGCCUUGAUGGGGUUGGAGAGGGUAAUGAUCUCUACCCUGGGGGUCAAUACUUUGACCCUCUUGGUCUUGCUGAUGACCCUGUCACUUUUGCUGAGCUCAAAGUGAAGGAGAUCAAGAAUGGUAGGUUAGCUAUGUUCUCCAUGUUUGGUUUCUUUGUUCAAGCCAUUGUCACUGGAAAAGGCCCUUUGGAGAACCUUUUGGAUCACCUUGACAAUCCUGUGGCUAACAAUGCAUGGGUCUAUGCCACCAAGUUUGCACCCGGUUCUUAAAACUUCACUUCCCUUAGUGUGAAUGAUGCUGAGACAUGGUGAUUUAUGUGUAGAUUAUGAACAUUAUAUAAUUGUCGGAUUAGUGUACUUUUUAUGGACUAGGGUUCAUUUUAAACCUCGGAAAUCCCAUGUUAAUCUAGUAUUGAUUAA